Messenger RNA from Dendroctonus ponderosae (mountain pine beetle), 2100 nucleotides. RefSeq names its product protein disulfide-isomerase A3. Gene Ontology annotation, cellular component: endoplasmic reticulum. Bases 147 to 1625 code for a protein of 492 amino acids. The record is from RefSeq and is a predicted model, not a curated record. The transcript is spliced from 9 exons. NCBI's taxonomy places the organism in Eukaryota, Metazoa, Arthropoda, Insecta, Coleoptera, Curculionidae. Gene Ontology annotation, molecular function: protein disulfide isomerase activity. Gene Ontology annotation, biological process: response to endoplasmic reticulum stress; protein folding.
UAACGCAUGGCUGCUGCCAUAAAACGGUGGCCACGUACAGUGAACUGUGCAGAUUACAGUACGUUCAGUGACAGUUCGCCGAAAUUUUUCAACGGGGCUGUUUGUAGCCGGCUAUUCAUUUAAUCCGGGCAGAAAUAGCGAAGAAAAUGUAUCUAUUUCAGAUACUUGCUGUACUUCUUGUCGCCUCCUGUGGUUGGGCUAAAGAGGAAGAUGUCUUGGAAUUUGGUGACAGCGAUUUUGAGUCAGGACUUACAGAGCAUGAAACAGCCUUAGUUAUGUUUUAUGCCCCUUGGUGUGGUCAUUGCAAGCGUUUGAAGCCAGAAUUCGCCAAAGCGGCUGAAGAUCUGCUCAGAAACGACCCUCCAGUCGCUCUAGUCAAAGUCGACUGCACAGAGGCAGGCAAAGAAACCUGUAACAAAAACUCCGUCAGUGGCUAUCCAACAUUGAAGAUUUUCCGCAAUGGAGAGUACUCUCAAGAUUACAAUGGCCCAAGAGAAGCAGCCGGUCUUGUAAAAUACAUGAAGGCUCAAGUGGGACCCGCUUCGAAAGAACUGAAAUCCGUUGCUGACCUCGACAAGUUAUUGGCCACAGAAAAGGAGUCUGUAGUCGUGGGAUUCUUCGAAAAGGAGUCUGAUCUGAAAGCUGCCUUCUUGCAGCUGGCCAACAAGCUGAGGGAAAAAGUGCAAUUCGCCCAUUCGUCAUUUAAAGACGUGUUGGAGAAGCAAGGAGAAACUGACGCUGUGGUCCUUUUCCGCCCUGCUCACUUGAAAAAUAAAUUCGAAGCAUCAUCGGUCAAAUAUUCAGGACCCGCUGAAACCCCAGAUUUGAACGACUUUAUCACCAAAAAUUUCUAUGGUUUGGUUGGUGUGCGUAAAUCGGACAAUCAACGUGAAUUCAAAAACCCCCUCGUUGUCGUUUACUAUGCUGUAGACUACGUGAAAAAUCCCAAAGGAACCAACUACUGGCGUAACCGUGUGUUGAAGGUUGCCAAAGAUUUCGAAGGAAAAAUAAACUUUGCGAUUGCAUCCAGCGAUGAAUUCACACACGAAUUGAACGAGUUUGGAAUUGAGUACGCCCCAGCUGACAAACCACGAGUUGCCGCCAAAGAUGCUGAUGACAAGAAAUAUGUGCUUAGAGAUGAAUUCUCUCCUUUCGCUUUGGAGGCCUUUGUUAAUGACAUUCUCGACGGUCAACUGGACCCUUACAUCAAGUCGGAAGCCAUUCCAGAAAGCCAGGAAGGACCGGUAGUUGUAGCAGUAGCAAAGAACUUUGACGAAGUCGUCAUCAACAACGGAAAAGACACUUUGAUUGAGUUCUACGCUCCCUGGUGUGGACACUGCAAGAAAUUGACUCCUGUCUAUGAUGAACUUGCCGAAAAACUUAAAGAUGAAGAAGUCUCCAUUGUCAAGCUGGACGCUACCGCCAAUGAUGUUUCUGCACCAUUUGAUGUUAAGGGUUUCCCUACCUUAUACUGGGCUCCUAAGGACAAGAAAGACAGUCCUGUGAGAUACGACGGUGGAAGAACUGUAGAUGAUUUCAUUAAAUUUAUCGCCAAGGAGGCAACCAACGAAUUGAAAGGGUGGGACAGAGAUGGUAAUACCAAGAGCGCCAAGACUGAAUUGUAGAUUGUUAGAGUUCGCUUUUAGUAUUUUUGUAUUUUUUAUACCCACAAAUCGGUUGGGAUUUCUGGAGUUUCAUUCUUCCAAAAAGGUUAGUUGUGCUCGUGAGUGAAAUUGUAUUUUUCUAUUUCGUUAUUUUUCAAUCAACUUAACAAAUUAAACCUUACACAUUUUUUAAAGAUCAAUUCAAUGCUAAGUAAUAUUUCUCAUCUGAUCCUGUAAAGUAGCAAAGCAUAAGCUGGUGGUCUAUGCAUAAUCCGUUUUGUAUUUUUAUAUUAUUAAAUAAAAACAAGUUCUUGUAUUACUUUGUUAUUUCCACCUUUCGAAAACAACAACAUCGGGCUGAAAUUUCCAGUUUAACAUCAAUUUGAAAAGACACUUUGAACAUUAUUCGUUUAUAGAUUCAAAAUAGAAGUAUGACUUAUUUUAAGGUUUAUGUUGUGAUGUUACAUAUGUAUUUAAAUAAAUUAAAUCUCAUUUA